AUCCCACAAUCCUCUAGUCCCGGAUUUCCGGUUCAUCUAGCCUUGCCGUAAGUCGUUUCUAUCAGUCGCACAGGACUGUGGGGCGGUCUUAGGUAGGAAGGAGUUUUUUUGCUCGUCGUUGUCAGUGUCUACUGUUUGGAAUUAAUCAAGUUUCGGGAAUCACUACCGCUGCCACCAACAUGUCGGUCCCAAGCGCACUCAUGAAGCAACCACCCAUCCAGUCAACGGCUGGAGCCGUCCCGGUUCGCAAUGAAAAAGGUGAGAUUUCCAUGGAGAAAGUGAAGGUAAAACGAUAUGUCUCUGGAAAGAGGCCAGACUAUGCCCCUAUGGAGUCCUCAGAUGAGGAAGAUGAAGAAUUUCAAUUCAUUAAGAAAGCCAAAGAACAAGAAGCAGAGCCUGAGGAACAGGAGGAGGAUUCAUCUAGUGAUCCACGUCUGCGGCGUUUACAGAACCGUAUUAGUGAAGAUGUGGAAGAGAGAUUGGCUCGACAUCGGAAAAUAGUGGAACCUGAAGUGGUAGGAGAAAGUGACUCAGAAGUAGAAGGAGAUGCUUGGCGCAUGGAACGAGAAGAUAGCAGUGAGGAAGAGGAAGAAGAAAUUGAUGAUGAGGAAAUAGAGCGGCGCCGUGGCAUGAUGCGUCAGCGAGCACAAGAGAGAAAAAAUGAAGAAAUGGAAGUAAUGGAGGUGGAAGAUGAAGGACGUUCGGGGGAGGAGUCAGAAUCAGAGUCUGAGUAUGAAGAAUACACAGACAGUGAAGAUGAGAUGGAGCCUCGCCUUAAGCCAGUCUUCAUUCGAAAGAAAGACCGAGUGACAGUUCAAGAACGUGAGGCUGAAGCAUUGAAACAGAAGGAAUUGGAGCAGGAAGCAAAACGGAUGGCUGAGGAGAGGCGCAAGUACACGCUCAAGAUUGUAGAAGAGGAGACCAAGAAAGAGUUGGAGGAAAACAAGCGGUCCCUGGCUGCACUGGAUGCACUCAAUACUGACGAUGAAAAUGAUGAAGAGGAGUAUGAGGCAUGGAAAGUACGAGAGCUAAAAAGAAUCAAGAGAGACAGAGAAGACCGAGAAGCACUUGAAAAGGAGAAAGCAGAAAUUGAACGCAUGCGAAACCUGACUGAGGAAGAGAGGCGAGCUGAGCUUCGGGCAAAUGGCAAAGUCAUCACCAACAAAGCUGUUAAGGGCAAAUACAAGUUUUUACAGAAGUAUUAUCACCGCGGUGCUUUCUUUAUGGAUGAGGAUGAAGAAGUAUACAAGAGAGAUUUCAGUGCACCUACCCUUGAGGAUCAUUUCAACAAAACUAUUCUUCCUAAAGUCAUGCAGGUCAAGAACUUUGGACGUUCUGGUCGUACCAAGUACACCCAUCUUGUGGAUCAAGACACCACCUCCUUUGAUUCAGCCUGGGGUCAAGAGAGUGCCCAGAACACAAAGUUCUUUAAACAAAAGGCAGCUGGGGUACGAGAUGUAUUUGAGCGACCAUCUGCAAAGAAGCGGAAAACCACCUAGUGUUCAACUACUUAUUCCAACUGCUGGACACGAGUGGAAGUCUCAGCAUCGGGUCCUUGAUUUCCUUUCACUGUUAUUUACAUGGUUCCUGUAUCCAGCCUCCUCCUGGACUUACUGCCAUACUUGUGUUAUUGGGCGACCCAGUCUUUGAAGGUGCUUUGUGAGGUUUGGACUUGUGCUGAGAAACCCACAGAAAAGCACUGUCCAGGUAGGAUUAGAGGUUUCCCACUUAAAACUGUUUCUGAGAAAUCUUAGGUUUCUCUAACAUAGCUUCCCAUAUUUACUUGGGACUGUUGAAUUUCUUUUUCUGGCCUCUUAGCUUGGGUCAGAAAUAUGGGCGCGUAAAUGAACAAUGCAUUACUUCUACCUUAGGGUUAGAAAUCUAUAUAUGCACCAAGAAAUCUAAGCUCUUUGAAGCCUGUUUUGCAUUUUUGGGUACAGUCAACCUUUCUAAGUGAACAUGCUUUUUGAUCCAUUUGUGUGUGUUUCAAGAAAUAAGUCACACUAGGAAUAUUUUUAUCAUAUUUUGGGGGGAAAAUGUGUAAGCUGACAAGGACUAACUACUAACUAAAAUAUAACAAGGAGUUAUCAAGCAAGUUGUUUGAUCAUGCCCUCUGAUCUCAGAAACAAACUCACAUACUAGACAGAUGUUAUGUAGCACCCACAUUUAUUCCAUAAGCAAGUACAAAUCUGUUUGGUUGUCCUUGCUCUAAACUAUAGUUAUACAUGGAACAAAUGUUGACUCAUAAAAUGGGGCAUCUUACUGAUAAGCACCUGCUAACCUACUAGUAUCUCAUAUAUCAUGGGGAGGGGAGAGAUCAAUGCCCUCUGAGUAGCAAUCCACACUGUCAAUACUAGAGUUAAAUUCAGUUUUCUUUCCACUUAAUACUUACUGUAUAAGCACCAUGCACAUGGCAGAGUACCAAGAGUUCUACAGGUUAAAAGAAAUGAAAUUUUACCAGCAGGAAGACUUUUCUCAAUUGCAUUAAAAAAAAAAAAAA
This is a messenger RNA of Castor canadensis (American beaver), 2500 nucleotides long. RefSeq names its product microfibril associated protein 1 (gene Mfap1). Lineage: Eukaryota; Metazoa; Chordata; Mammalia; Rodentia; Castoridae. The record is from RefSeq and is a predicted model, not a curated record.